AUGAAGCCCCAGCCAUGGUCACGAGUUUGGACGCGACUCCCACGUCCAGGCCUCUAUAAUCCGCGAUCAAUUGUCCGAAAUUUUUGCGCUUCUUCGCACCCUCAAUACCAAUCUCUCUACAUCCUCGAAAAUGCCACCCUGGACACCUUCCAGCAGCAAUGCUUCCUCCCCGAGCAACCAGCAAUUCUCCCACGAUCUACCUUCCAAGACCUCCCCGCCUUAAAACAAUGGUUCAACCGCUCGAGUACUGAGUCAACACCAGGCACCUCAAACCCCGUCGCAAGUCUGAACGUGGAAUAUCUCCACAAACAUGGCGCCGACGCGUUUGUCCCACUCGAGCUCACGGAAUCCACAUCGUCAGACGCUGCAUCCGUAUCCGACGGCGAGACAACAGAAAUGCAUAGCUUCCGGCAAUUCCACGCGCCGCUCUCUUUGUUCCUCGACUGGAUGCGCACGGCCGAGACCACGCCCCAAUCGACGCGGCUCUACCUAGCACAAUGUCAGCUCCUCGACCUCCCUCCCGUGCUUCGAGAAGAUUUCCCGACGCCGGAGCUUGUGGCGCGCGCGGGUAAGGGCGAUGUAUACGAUACGAAUGUGUGGAUUGGACACCCGCCCACGUACACGCCGCUCCACCGUGACCCGAACCCGAACUUGUUUGUCCAGCUGGCUGGGGAGAAGGUUGUGCGGCUGCUUGCACCGGCGGACGGACAGGCUGUGUUUGGGGCUGUGAGGAGGCAGCUGGGGAAGAGUGGGAGUCGGGAGGCAGCGGCUUUUCGGGGCGAGGAGAUGAUGCAGGGGAGGGAGAGGGCGUUGUUAGAUGAGAUGGUUUGGAGGACUCCGGUGUCUGCUGGUUCGGACGCUGGGGUUGGCUUUGAAGCAUAUCUUGAAGCUGGUGAUUCGUUGUUCAUUCCCAAGGGGUGGUGGCAUAGUAUUAAGGGUAUCGGUGGGGGUGUGACUGCUUCGUUUAACGUCUACGCCCAUAUUAAUGCGUCCAAUCUAAAAACCGGACCGAGACCCAUCUUCGCAAUCCUUAUUUUCCUCCAAGCCCACCUCACCUCCACAAAACCCGAAUCAUGCAAGUAUCGCGCACAGUCUACCGCGCCGCUCUCCUCCACCUAUCCGUCAAUCCCUUCGUGCGCGCCUCGAUCCCAGCUGGCACUUUUUGGACAUCCCUCAACGCGGCAACCCAAUCGCCAAACACCCGCCUCUACAGCAUCCUCUUUCCGCAGUGCACAACCACCUUCAAAUCAGACUGCACGCGCCAAACCCGCACAAUGUGUGACUCAUCCGACUCCGCUGCCACUGCGUCCUCAAACCCCGCCACCCAAAACGCAGACACUCAACACCAAGAGACCCAAGAACAAGAACCCCAAAAAGAACCUCUAUCUCCCCGCCAGCGACCCCUCAAACCCCAUCUCGAACCAACAAGGUGAGGGGGGCAUUAAAAUCGAUAUGAGCGGGGGCGGAUCGGAGGUCAAAUUGGACCAUCUGGGUCCGAUGGUUGUUAAUGUGGAUGGGACGUUGUCGCAGAUUGGCAACUGGCAGCAGAUGACAGAGAUUGAGAAGAGUAAUACUUUGCGGGUUCUUGGGAAGCGGAAUAAGAAGCGGUUGGAGGCUUUGAAGGCUAAGGAAAAGGCAGAGGGAGGGUCAGACGAGGCUUGA
Molecule: messenger RNA, 1662 nt
Organism: Penicillium robsamsonii
Lineage: Eukaryota; Fungi; Ascomycota; Eurotiomycetes; Eurotiales; Aspergillaceae
Product: putative JmjC domain protein
Exons: 3
Coding region: 1-1662 (553 amino acids)
Molecular function (GO): 2-oxoglutarate-dependent dioxygenase activity
Source: RefSeq, a predicted model, not a curated record